This is a messenger RNA of Mytilus californianus (California mussel), 10200 nucleotides long. RefSeq names its product protein diaphanous homolog 2-like. The record is from RefSeq and is a predicted model, not a curated record. Gene Ontology annotation, cellular component: actin filament; cytoplasm. Gene Ontology annotation, molecular function: actin binding; small GTPase binding; microtubule binding. Gene Ontology annotation, biological process: actin cytoskeleton organization; actin filament polymerization. The coding region runs from base 351 to 3848 and encodes 1165 amino acids. The transcript is spliced from 25 exons. Lineage: Eukaryota; Metazoa; Mollusca; Bivalvia; Mytilida; Mytilidae.
ACAUAUAAACGUGAUUCCCAUUGGACAAAAUUUUGGGAGUAUGAUAUGGCGGAUAGUGAAUCACAAAAAAGUGUGUCAAAACACAAUGAAUGGAAGUUCUUUUAUAUUCAAGUGCUAAAUACCGCAACAACUAUUGACAGCAAGAUUUUGUUAUAAACUGUUCAUUUACCUUCAUUUUCAAAUAAUCCCUUCAAGUUUUAUUCUUUGAAAUUAAUGAAACUUCACCAACAGCUUCGUUCAAAUCAGUCGAGCUCCAAGAUUCAAAUGGACUCAAUGUCUUAUAUGACUUAAUGUCGUAUGUUUACAUGCGGUUUUGUUUAUCGGAGGAAGUGUAUACUUGAAAAUCAACCAUGGACAAAAAAGAUAUAUCAAAACGGAACAGUAUUUUUAAUAAAAUAAAGGGAGGAGGAAAAGACAAAAAGGCACCAAACAAAUUACCAACACCUAGUGAGUCCGAUGACACUAACGGGAACGCUUAUGGAUUCCGUCCAGACACUAGCUCAUUGUCGGACAAAGAGGUCGUGGAAAAGUUUGAGAGAAUGCUGGAUGACAUGAAUUUGUCUGAAGAAAAGAAAGCCCCACUCAGAAAGAAAGACAUAUUCCAGAAACGUUCUAUGCUUGGUAUGCACCAGUCUGUCAAGAUUGUGGGACCAGGAAACCUUGAUACACCAGCCAGUUUUAUUGCAGAAUUACGGAAUCCUGAAGUCAAGGGAGAUAAACGAUUAAAAUUAUUGGAAUCUUUACGAGUAUCAUUAACAAGCAAUCCUGUAAGUUGGGUACAAGAGUUUGGUGUUGGAGGUUUAAAUGGAAUUUUACGGAAUUUAACUUACUGCUGUGAUUCAAAAACAGAGAGAAGAAGUACAUAUGAGGCUGUGAGAUGUCUCAAAGCAUUUAUGAACAAUAAGUUUGGUUUGAUGCAAAUGAUAGGACAUGAAGAAGCCUUAACUAUAUUAUCAAGAACAGUAGAUCCCUCAGACCCUAAUACAAUGUUAGAGGCUGUCAGACUUCUAGCUGCUAUAUGUAUAGUACCUCCAGAUGGCCAUGAAAAAGUAUUGGAGGGUAUAACAGUAUGUGGUGAGAUUCGAGGGCGAGAUAGAUUUGUGCCAAUAAUCAUGGGUUUAGGUAUGCGGGACAACCAACCCAUGCAAGUGGCCAACAUUCAACUAGUCAAUGCUAUUGUCAGUACGCCAGAUGACUUAGAUUUCAGACUGCAUUUACGGAAUGAAAUAAUGAGGACAGGCAUGAUAGAUCUGAUUGGGUCAUUAGAUACUCAGCAAGAUGAAGAAUUACAGACACAUUUAAGAAUUUUCCAUGACCAUAAGGAAGAAGAUUUAGAUGAAUUUAUUCAUCGUUAUGAUAAUGCUCAUAUUGAGCUAGAAGAUCCACGCCAGUGUUUUGACCUGGUUUAUAAUUCGACAAAAGACACAAUAUCAGAACCUUACUUUUUAUCCAUAUUACAGCAUUUAUUAAUUGUACGGGAUGAUGCCUAUGCUAGACCUCAAUAUUAUAAGUUAAUAGAAGAAUGUAUAACACAGAUAGUUUUACAUAAGAAUGGAACAGACCCAGAUUUCAGACACACAAAGCGAUUUGAUAUUGAUGUAGAACCUUUACUUAGUUCAUUACAUGAAAAAUCAAGAGUAGAAGAUGCAGAAGUCAGCAUUGUAGAAAUAAGUUCAAAAUUGGAGACGGCUAUUACUGCUAAACAGGAAUCAGAAGCUAAAGCAAUGACAUUGGAGGAAAAAGUGAAGAAAUAUGAGGAUGAGCUCACUGUUAUGAAAGAAAAAGAAAAAAUGUUCUUAAUGAUUACUGCGACUGGCAAUAAGUCAGGCUUUAGUACUAUGGAUAGCAUGCCAGCUGGUCAAGAUCAGAUAAAACUGGGUAUUGGUGCUCAGAUCCAGUCUACAGGAGCAGCUGGGGGAGGAGGAGGGCCGCCAGCACCACCAGAAGGUGGGGCAAUUCCACCUCCACCUCCGCCACCCCCACCACCACCAGGGGGUGGAGGACCUCCCCCUCCUCCUCCCCCACCACCUCCACCACCAGGGUUUGGUGGUGGUCCUCCUCCCCCUCCUCCUCCACCACCACCAGGUGGGGGAAUACCACCCCCUCCUCCACCGCCAGGAGGUCCAGGAUUUCCAGGGGCACCUCCUCCGCCACCAGGAUUCAUGAGUCCACCUGCAGCACCAUCAACUAGUCUUCCAUAUGGUAUAAAAAAGAAGAAAUACCAACCUCCAAUGCAGACCAAAAGACUCAACUGGAAUCAGGUACAAGCUAAAAAAUUGGAAAAAGAUUCAUUUUGGGUCCAAGUUCAUGAAGAUCAGUUUGAGGAUGAAUCUUUAUUUCAAGGUCUUAUUGAAAAUUUUGGAGUACAAGCUAAAGCAAAGAAUUUGAAUACCUCAGAAACAGCAGACAAGAAACCUACAAAAAAGGCUAAAGAGUUGAAAGUGCUGGAUCCUAAAGCUGCUCAGAAUUUGUCUAUUUUAUUAGGAUCCAUCAAGGUCCCAUAUCCAGAAAUCAAGCGAAGAAUUAUAGAAGUUGAUGAAGAAAAAUUGUCGUCUUCCAUAUUAGAAAGUUUGAUACGAUAUAUGCCAGAGCCUGAACAGAUGAAAAAAUUAGAGAAAUUAGAAGAUCAGUACAAAGAUUUAUCUGAACCAGAACAGUUUUCUGUCACUAUGUGUAGUAUAAAGAGAAUUUCACCUAGAUUAAAUUCCAUGUUGUUUAAAAUGCAGUUUCCAGACAUGGUGCAAGAUAUUAAACCAAAUUUAGUAUCAGCAAUAGAGGCCUGUGAAGAAGUUAAGAAUAGUACUAAAUUCUCAAAGUUGUUAGAACUUAUAUUGUUAAUGGGAAACUUUCUCAAUGCUGGAUCUAGAAAUGCUCAGUCUGUAGGAUUUGAAAUAAGCUUUCUUCCCAAGUUGGCAAAUACUAAAGCUCAAGAUGGUAAAACAACACUGGUACAUUUCUUAGCCAACAUUGUGGAGCAAAAAUACCCAGAUUUAGUGGGAUUUUUAGAUGAAUUUACACAUUUAGAUAAGGCAGCUAGAGUCUCAGAAGAAACAGUGCAAAAGAAUCUGAAGAGUAUGGAGAAACAGUUAAAACAGUUAGAAACUGAUAUAAAGAAUAUCAGUAAAUCUAAUGUGGAUGGGGAUCGCUUUGCUGAAGUUAUGAACUCCUUUAUAACAUCAGCAAAAGACCAGGCUGAUGUAUUAAGUGGUAUGCAGAAAAAGAUGGAAUCUUUGUACAAGGAAAUGGGAAAGUUCUACGCAUUUGAUAUCAAGAAAUACAGUUUUGAAGAGUUCUUCCAGGAUUUAAAAGCAUUCCGAGAUAGCUUUAGUAAUGCAAUGAAGGAGAAUGCUAAGAUGAGAGAAACAGAAGAGAAGAUCAGACGAGCGAAGGAAGCAAAGGAUAGAGCACAGAAAGAUAAAGCAGCCAAGAUGGCUAGAAAGAAGGCUAUUGUGGACAUGACUAUGGAAGGAGACCAGGAAGGUGUUAUGGAUAAUUUGUUAGAAGCCUUGAAGACUGGUUCCGCCUUUAAUAAUGUCAGAGAAAAACGUGACCGAAAACAAAGGACGCCUAGAGCGGCAGGAGCUGAAAGACGUGCUCAACUCUCUCGAUCUAGAUCUCGACAGAAUCUCUUCAACCUGGAUAAUACAACAUUAACAGAAAUUAGUUUUGAUGACCCCAAUACAGCUUCGUCUCAAAACAAAGAAAAAGACAAAGUGGAUAUAGAAAGGGAUACAAAUUAUAAUCAUGAAAAGGCGGGGGAAAGGCGCAAUUCAAAAACAAAACAGUCGUCCAUUGAUAAUGAAGAGAGUGAUGCUGAAAAACUGCUGGCUCGGCUUAAAGCUUUGUGAAAAGUAUCUUAUUUCUGUUCAUAUUUGCAUUCGUUGUACUUAUGACUGCAUAGACAUUUUAUUGUUAUCAUAUAGUCAUAAUGCUUGCUCAUGCCAUAAAGUUAAGAGUCAAAAUGAUAUAUGUCUCGGUCUUCCAUCAAACUAUUCAUUAAUCAAAAGGAUGGUUGGUCUUUGCAUUUUUAUGCACCAAAAAAAAAAAAAGAAAUAAUCAGUUUCUUUUACAUUUCAAACUCUCAACCAGUUGGAGUGUUUGGUUGACACUUCUUUCAUUUCUUGCACCAGUCCCUGGUGUUAUUUAAAAUUGCCUUACUGAAUCUCAACAUAGCGUAUGUCCUGAAUUUGUGCCAUGCACAUUAUUUAUGGUUCUUAAAAGGAGUUUUAUUUAGUAAUCAUUGGUAUCUCUUAUGACCAGUUUAAGUGGUUAAGAGUAAUGUUUGACCACUUUUUGUGGUUAUGAGUAACGUAUGACCAGUUUAGGUGGUUAGGUGUAAUGUAUGGCCAUUUUAAGUGGUUAAGAGUAACAUAUGACCAGUUUAAGUGGUUAAGAGUAACGUAUAACCAGUUUAAGUGGUUAAGAGUACCAUAUGUCCAGUUUAUGUGAAUUAGAGUAUUGUUUGACCAGUUUAAGUGGUUAAGAGUAAUGUAUGGCCAGUUUAAGUGGUUAAAAGUUAUGUAUGACCAGUUUAAUUGGUUAAGAGUAACAUUUUACCAGUUGAAAUGGUAAAUAGUAAUGUUUGAACAGUUUAAGUGCUUAAGAGUAAUCUUUGACCACUUUAAGUGGUUAAGAGUAUUAAACAAAUGACCAGUUUAAGAGAUUAAGAGUAACAUAUAACCAGUUUAAGAGUAAUGUUUGACCAGUUUUAGUGGUUAAGAGUAAAGUAUGACCAGUUUAAGUGGUUUUUAUUUAAGAAACAACACCUGGUUUUAAGUGAUAUGAAUGCAAGUAGAUGUAACCUGUUUUUCUUGCUUAUAAGUAAACUGCAUCACUUGCUUUCUUAAAGAUUAAAAUUUACAAAAUCUACAUAUACUCCUAUAUUUACAGUUUUAUGAAUGCAUUAGAAUAAUUAUGAUGACUAAUCAAUAGUUUUGAUAACUUUUGAUAGAUCUAUCUAUUGUUUACAAUAUAUAUUGAUUGAGACAUAUGCUUUUAAAAUGAUAUAAGUUUUUUUUAACACCACAUAGUAAAUGUUUAAGUCUAUAGGAAAACCCAGACUUACUGUAAAUGUUUAGAAGGGAAUAAAUAUCAUUAUGGCAUGAGCAUAGAAUUCAUCCAUCAUUAUUUUCUGUCUAUGGUGUAUAAAUACUACAACAAAGACUGUGAUAUUUUUUACUACUAGGACACAUGGUUUUGCCUGUAGCCAUGUGACUUGAGUUCUAUAACUGAAACUAACAUAUAUGCUAACACUGUAUAAAUAUUUUAUGUUUGCUUCAUGUUCUGUACCAUAUUGUAAGGGAUAUUUAUUCAUCUGAGAUGCAGUGCAGAUAGUCAGUUAGACACAGUCAAAUUAAUAAAAAAGAUUCUCACUUGCCUGUCACCAAAAAAAUAGAUUAGAGGUUUUUUUCGUGAAUUGUUAAAAUCUGCUCUAUGUAAACUUAAAUGUAAGCAAUCUUGAUUUUUUUGUCUGUGAAUUCAAUACUCAAUAGUUUUACAGUGAGGAAAGCCAUUUAGCUGGUUUUGCAUUUUGAUAAGAUGUAGCAGAUAAAAAUGACUGGAAGUUAUGCUAAGUGGAUAAGUAUACAGAAGAAUAUGGACCUGCACUUGCAGAAAUGGCAGAAAUUGACAAAUUGAAAAAUAGAGAAAUCUUAUUUUUAAAAAGAGAAAUUAGAAAGAAAAAUUUGGUGCAGGUCUUUUCAAGAUUUACAAAAUUGAGAAUCUUCAAAUUAUUUUUGUGUGACCUUGACCACCAUGUACAUUAUGUUAUCAAGGGGAGAUAACAAAUUGAAUUGUCUCCCUUUUGAGAAAGGAAAUACUGACUAAAUUUACAUACAUAUAUUACAAUAAUCAAAUGAAAACAACACUGAAUUCAUUAUAUUAUUGAUUUCUCCAAAUGUGGAGAUAACCAGUAUAAAAUGUAAUCAAUUUUUUUAAAGUAAUUAGCAUUUAGUCAUAGACAUAGGAUUUUUUUUAUCAUUUAGAAUUCUUUGACAUACCUGCCAAAUUUAAGUUUUCAUGUGGUUCAUCAUCCAGCAGUCAGGAUUCCAUGGUUUACAGAAUAUUACAGUUUCAUAAAAUAAGCAUUUAUAUCUAGUUUCAGUAAAAAAAAACUUAUGAAUACAAUAUUUCAGAAAUAAAAAGAAUUUACGAUGCAUAUAGACAAAAAAGGUAUAACAGAUGUAUCAUUGCACAGUAAAUGAGAAAUUAAUUGGUAAAAAUAGUUGGUAGGCUAGAAUGACAUAAUUUCCUGAAGGAUAUGUUUUAAAGAUGUUGGUUGAUGGCUGUAAAAUGCUUUAUGGUUGAAUGGUAUGGCCAGACUAUCAUUAUUUUGAGUGGUAUUUUAUUCCUUUUAUAAAGUGUGGCCCUUCAAAAAAGCUUGGCAGGUAUGGUUGGACUUCCAAAAAUAGACAUUAUUCAUCUUCAUUUAGCUUCAAUUAUCUGAAUAUGUUUCAUUAUUUUGAAUGUAUAUAUAUUGCAUAUAAAUUUUAUUUUUGUAAAUAAGUACUGUAAAUUUGUAUAUAUUGCAACAAAACAAAUAGUAUAUAUAUAUAAAUGAACAUUUUACAUAGCUCACUGUUCUACAUGUAUAUCGCUUAUUUUGUAGAAUAUGAAUACUGUUUUCCUAUAAUUUGUGGUUUUCUGCUUUUGACCAAAACUUUAAUCUCAGAGUCAUAUAUAAAAUCAUACAAGUCUCACUACCCCUCAAAUUUGAUUUGAAGUUUUUGGAAAGCAGUAUUAUUAAUCAAAAUAAGUCCUAGAUUUUAUAUAUGUUAUUGCCAAAAUAAUUAGAGAAUGACUUUGUAUUUGAUGAAAAGGUCUUCUAGGUUUAAACAUUUUUGCUUAUCUCAGAAACUUACUAAUAGUUUGAUUUCAUUAACUAAUGGCAUAUUAAUAUUUUUAACAUUCCAAGUAAAGAUUCAGGUUUCAUUUGCCUGUUUUUUUUUGUUUUUGUUUUAACUUAACCUAAUUGCAUCAUCAUUUUGAAGUGUAUUUCAAGGUCAUAGAUUUGACAAAACAUUAAAGGUGCUAUACUACACAAGUGUUGGGCAUCAAUUAUUUAUUUAAAUGCAUAGCAAUUUAACGUUGAAUAAAGUCAAAUUUAAACAAACAAAAAAUAACUUUCUACCAAUAUGUCCAAUUUCUUACAUUCUAUCAAAUAAUUACGCAUUAAAGGCCUUCAGAUUAAAAUACUACAUAUCAUUUUUAAACUAAAUUACAUGCUUUGAAUGGCAGGUUUGUUUUCCUAUGAUUUGAAUAUUUCUAGCAAAUAUAUCAGGGUUCAAAGGUCAUAUAAAAUAUUAUCCCUUCCUGUUUCUCAGUCUUGUCACAAAAUUUCUUGGUUGGUGACCAGGCUGUUAUAUCUCAUUCUUCAUUAAGGACUGUUCCAAAAUUUACCGGGUGAUGGGUGGAUGGGAGGGAUUCAAAUAAAUUAAAUAUGUGUGAUUGCAUUUUCCUCUGAAUUUUGCAAGAAUUUUAAGUAAAAUGAAACUUUUUAUUUUAUGAGUGGUUGGGGUCUUGAAAAUGUUUGUUGAAAGAAUGACUUCAAACUUUUUAUUAAUCCUUAUUAAUAAAAAAAAAAACCCUAUUAACAUGAUUAAAUAAAAAAUUUCAAAAUCAUUUGUAAUUAAAACACAGAUUUUCAAGUGAUUCUUAAUAUAAAUAGUAUCAAUUUUUUCAUAAACUUUUAAUUGUGAUAUACAACUGGUUAAAGAUAUAAGAAAUGAAAUAAAAUUCUGACAAAGAUCUUUAAAUUUGUACCUUAAGCAAAAGAUGGUGCUAUUAAAUACUUACAAAGAAAUUGCUAUGUAUAGUCAUCAGUCACUGCCCUUUAUGCUUUUAUUUUAUAACAUAAUUAAAUUGUACUAAAUCUAUUUAAAGAUAUAACUAGUGCUUAUUUUAUUUAGUCAGUAAAAGGGGUUGUUUUUAUUAUAAUUUGUCUGUCUAUUGAUUUCUUUAUAAACAUGGGUGUUAACUUUCCAAAUAUUGGCUUUGCUCAUUGUUGAAGGCUGUACAGUGACCUAUAGUUGUUAAUUUCUGUGUCAUUUGGUCUCUUGUGGAGAGUUGUCUCAUUGGCAAUCAUACCACAUCAUCUUUUUUAUAUUCAAAUAUUUUCUUAAAAUUUAGGAAUCUUCCUCAGAUUAUCGGUCUUCUCACAGGGAGGUCAAAUCUCCGUUUUUUUUGUGAAAAAUAUCCCUAUUUCUCCCCUUUUCAACAUAUUUUCACUACAAUUAGUAGGUUGGUCUGUAAAAUUUGACCACUAUUGUCAAAACAUCAAUACAUAUUUACAAAACAGAGUGCUCAAGCUGCCUGACAUGUUGAAUUACCCAAUUUAUUACUUAAUGGUUGGAUUUAUUGAAUGUUGAUUGCAAAAAUAUUUAACACAUUUAUUAAUAGCAUAAAGUAAGAUUGAAUAUAAUGAAUAACUACCAGAAAUUGGUUACAACAAAUUUUCCGUCAGAAAAAAAAGUUUUGUAAAGUUGACACCUACAACAUACUUCGCGUAUGAGGACCAUUUAUUAACACAUACAAAUGUAUAUAUUAAACUAUACUAUGAUUGUAAGGAGGUCAUUGGAUAACUCUUUAGUGUUGUAAAUAUAAGCUUUUUUGAAUUUUUAAAUCUGAUAAUAAAUGAGCCGAACCUGAGAAGUGUAGUUAAAUUUUGGGAAAACCAUGCUUUAAUCAAAUCAAAAGAUAGUUACGUUUACAAUGACAAAUUGUAAUGAUUUACACAUAAGUUACUAACAGAUAAUCUGGUAUUGAAAUGUUUCAAAUGUAAGUUAUUCAGUAGAAAUCUUGAUGUGAAAAGAGUAGUACAUGACAUUAAGUAUUGUGUAUAUCAUUCUAUGUAGAAUGUUACAUCAAGUGUGAAUAAUGUCUCAUCCUGGCCAGUUUGCAUUUUUAUUUGGAAAGAAUUUUAUUUGAAGUUCCUGUUCAAACAUAUAGGGGGCCAUCAGUGGCCGAGUGAUCUAAGUAGUUCAACUACUGUAUCACAAGCCGGUCAACACUGAGGUUGUGAGUUCCAACCCCACACAUAUCACUAGCCUGUCAACACUGACGUUUUGAGUUCCAACCCCACACAUGGAAGGUGCGUUUGACUCCAAUCUUAAUUGACUAGGAUUGUCAGUUUUCUUGUUGAAGGUCAAUGGUUCUCUCGGGACAUUCUUGCUUUCUCCAUCAAUAAAAACUGACCACCACGAAAUAGCCAAUAGUGCUGAAAGUGGUGUUAAACACCAAACAAAAUUAAAUCAAACAAGUAGAUUUAUGGAAUAGUAUUGUUCGAUUAGAAAAAACAAUGAUUAUAGAAGUCAAAAAGGAGGAAAGUUUUGCACAAAAUAAUAUUCAAAAUUAGAUUUGGAUUCAAUAUUGUAAGAAAGGGAAGGGUAUCAUGCCUGAUGGGUAUAUUAAAUAGAGAAGGUGCUGUUUUGCAGUUCUCCAUCUUGAAAGUUGCUGUAAGGUCAUCAUAAAAGGUCAUUCCUUACAUCAAGGGUGAUUUAAUAUGUCACAUGGACAUUACAAGGAGAGUUAGAAUGUAAAGAUUUUUGUAAUGCUGACAGAAUCAUAAUUUUCUACAGGUUGUGACACACCUUGUCACUACAGCUGCAUUCCAAUGCAUCAUUCCAAAGUUUGUAUGACAACAUCAUCAAUAAUAAAUAGUAAUUAAUAUUUUUGUAUAACUGCUAGUCAUUUUGGGCUGUUACUUUUGAUAUAUUUGUUAUUUUACUUUUCAUCUGUUAUUUUUAUAAUUAUUUUAUUGUUGUGUUCAAAUUUCUUUGAGAAAUGAAAUAACAAUGGCAGUUUUCGGAUACUAAAGAUUGAAAUUUGUAUAGAGCAAAGCGAGACUUCUAAUGAGAUGUCUCUUUAUGUAAUGACUGUUUCAUAAUUAAAUUUUAUUUUAUUGUAGUCUAACUGAAAAUCACCUUUUCUUUACGUAAAAUGCAUGUGAGAAUUUUUUCAUUCAAGUUGCGAAAGUUUUUCAGUUUGAAAAAAGUAUUUUAGGAUUUAUAUUUUUUCAGUUUGUUUUUACAAUAGCAUAGGUUAAUAUUUAAUGGUAGAUAAUAUUAUGGUUUACAGUGUUAUUUUUAGCUCUUCAAUCUAUUUUUAGAAUACUAUAAAGCCAGUUUAUUUGCUUAUGUUAGUAUAUAUUCAUGCAGUCAUGAUUGCCACAAAACAGUUGUUAUAUAAAAGCGAAUUAUCUUG